AGUGUUGCAAAAUUAUUCCCUGGCAACCGGUUUCCAAAAGGGAUCUUUGUGUUAACCCCGCGCGAGACACUGGCGUAGCAGAGACACACCCGGGCGCAGGAGCAGAGUCGAGAGGCUGUGACGGCGAGACACCCGGAGGACAGCGCGCCGACAGCUGCGGUGCGCGAGGACAGGGACGUGUUCUUCGUGUCGACCUCGGGGCAGGUGCGGCGCGUGUUGGCUCAGGUGCGGCGGAGAAGCCACUUGCCCCAACAACGGGCCCGGGCCCCGCGUCGCCCGGGGGGUAUAUAGGCCGCCGGGCGGGUCCCUGGGGACGACACGCCAACCUCGCCUCCACAGCGCAGACAUGGACUCCUUCACCAAGACCAUGAUCGUCGCCUUCCUGGCCCUCGCGGUCCUGCAGGGUCUGGACGGGCUGAGCCUGCGCGCGGCCGACAGGUACAGCAUGGUGUCUGUACUCGGCAGCUCGGUCCCCGUGGAGCCCUACACCGGCAGCGUCCAGAAACGUGUGGCAGGCGGCCGUGCACGAAGAGACACAUCCACCACCGUGGAAGCAGACACAGCCAGUACCGUGGAAGCAGAAACAGCCAGCACGACUGAAGCAGAGGAAGCAGGAUGUAACAGCAAAGCAACAACUACCGAGGCAGCAGAAGAAACCACAUCUACCGAUUCCAAGGGCGAAGUAGCAUCUUCAACUACAGAGAUAUCCUCCACUACCUCUGCGACAAGCAACAUAACCUCUACUGCAGCCGCAUCAUCUACAUCUAGCAACGACACAAGCUCUACUGCUGCCAUUACAACAGAAGUCUCAACCUCUGCAGGUACAACAGAAGCCGCAUCAACAUCUGCUUCCAGCAACGACUCAAGCUCUACUGCUGCUGUUACGACAGAAGUCUCAACCUCUGCAGGUACAACUGCAGCUGCAUCAACAUCUGCUUCGAGCAACGACUCAAGCUCUACUGCUGCCGUUACAACAGAAGUCUCAACCUCUUCAGGUACAACUGAAGCCGCAUCAACAACUGCUUCCAGCAACGACUCAAGCUCUACUGCUGCCGUAACAACAGAAGUCUCAACCUCUGCAGGUACAACUGAAGCCGCAUCAACAUCUGCUUCCAGCAAUGACACAAGCUCUACUGCUGCCGUAACAACAGAAGUCUCAACCUCUGCAGGUACAACUGAAGCCGCAUCAACAUCUGCUUCCAGCAAUGACACAAGCUCUACUGCUGCCGUUACGACAGAAGUCUCAACCUCUGCAGGUACAACUGCAGCUGCAUCAGCAUCUGCUUCCAGCAAUGACUCAAGCUCUACUGCUGCCGUAACAACAGAAGUCUCAACCUCUGCAGGUACAACUGAAGCCGCAUCAACAUCUGCUUCCAGCAAUGACACAAGCUCUACUGCUGCCGUUACAACAGAAGUCUCAACCUCUGCAGGUACAACUGAAGCCGCAUCAACAACUGCUUCCAGCAACGACUCAAGCUCUACUGCUGCCGUUACGACAGAAGUCUCAACCUCUGCAGGUACAACUGAAGUUGCAUCAACAUCUGCUUCCAGCAACGACUCAAGCUCUACUGUUGCCGUAACAACAGAAGUCUCAACCUCCGCAGGUACAACUGAAGCCGCAUCAACAUCUGCUUCCAGCAAUGACUCAAGCUCUACUGCUGCCGUAACAACAGAAGUCUCAACCUCUGCAGGUACAACUGAAGCCGCAUCAACAUCUGCUUCCAGCAACGACUCAAGCUCUACUGCUGCCGUUACGACAGAAGUCUCAACCUCUGCAGGUACAACUGAAGCCGCAUCAACGUCUGCUUCCAGCAACGACUCAAGCUCUACUGCUGCUGUAACAACAGAAGUCUCAACCUCUGCAGGUACAACUGAAGCCGCAUCAACGUCUGCUUCCAGCAAUGACACAAGCUCUACUGCUGCUGUAACAACAGAAGUCUCAACCUCUGCAGGUACAACUGAAGCCGCAUCAACAUCUGCUUCCAGCAACGACACAAGCUCUACUGCUGCCGUUACGACAGAAGUCGCGACCUCUGCAGUUACAACUGAAGCCGCAUCAACAUCUGUUUCCAGCAACGACACAAGCUCUACUGCUACCGUUACGACAGAAGUCUCAACCUCUGCAGGUACAACUGAAGCCGCAUCAACAACUGCUUCCAGCAACGACUCAAGCUCUACUGUUGCUGUAACAACAGAAGUCUCAACCUCUGCAGGUACAACUGCAGCUGCAUCAACAUCUGCUUCCAGCAACGACACAAGCUCUACCGCUGCCGUUACAACAGAAGUCUCAACCUCUGCAGGUACAACUGAAGCCGCAUCAACAACUGCUUCCAGCAACGACUCAAGCUCUACUGCUGCCGUUACGACAGAAGUCUCAACCUCUGCAGGUACAACUGAAGUUGCAUCAACAUCUGCUUCCAGCAACGACUCAAGCUCUACUGUUGCCGUAACAACAGAAGUCUCAACCUCCGCAGGUACAACUGAAGCCGCAUCAACAUCUGCUUCCAGCAAUGACUCAAGCUCUACUGCUGCCGUAACAACAGAAGUCUCAACCUCUGCAGGUACAACUGAAGCCGCAUCAACAUCUGCUUCCAGCAACGACUCAAGCUCUACUGCUGCCGUUACGACAGAAGUCUCAACCUCUGCAGGUACAACUGAAGCCGCAUCAACGUCUGCUUCCAGCAACGACUCAAGCUCUACUGCUGCUGUAACAACAGAAGUCUCAACCUCUGCAGGUACAACUGAAGCCGCAUCAACGUCUGCUUCCAGCAAUGACACAAGCUCUACUGCUGCUGUAACAACAGAAGUCUCAACCUCUGCAGGUACAACUGUAGCCGCAUCAACAUCUGCUUCCAGCAACGACACAAGCUCUACUGCUGCCGUUACGACAGAAGUCGCGACCUCUGCAGUUACAACUGAAGCCGCAUCAACAUCUGUUUCCAGCAACGACACAAGCUCUACUGCUACCGUUACGACAGAAGUCGUAACCUCUGCAGGCACAACUGAAGUCAAUCCUUGCGCGUCUUCUGCAAGUGGUAAUUCUAGCGACAGCACCGCAGCCAGCACCGCCGCCAGCUCCGCCGCAGCCACAACGGUAACAGAAGCAACCACAACCGAGUCCAUGCUGCAGAAGUUAGAAGAAGCUGCGAAACAGGUUGCUAGCAGUUCUGGAUAAACGACGAUAAUACAUAUUCAGGCUGUUUUAAAAUGAUAUAUAAAAAAAUUCUUCGUGCAAUGUAUUGUAAAGGGUUUUCAGUGUAAGCCAAAAGUAUAAAGGAUGAUUUCGAAUAAAUGAAGAUAUUCAAAUAUUUA
Messenger RNA from Bacillus rossius redtenbacheri, 3312 nucleotides. RefSeq names its product serine-rich adhesin for platelets-like. Bases 347 to 3175 code for a protein of 942 amino acids. The record is from RefSeq and is a predicted model, not a curated record. NCBI's taxonomy places the organism in Eukaryota, Metazoa, Arthropoda, Insecta, Phasmatodea, Bacillidae. The transcript is spliced from 3 exons.